Molecule: messenger RNA, 407 nt
Organism: Racocetra persica
Lineage: Eukaryota; Fungi; Glomeromycota; Glomeromycetes; Diversisporales; Gigasporaceae
Source: the annotation of a GenBank genome assembly
AUAAAGGUGUUAAGGUAACUCAUGCAACAGUUUGUAAUCAUUUAAAUUGUCUUGGGUACAAAGAAAAUCGGGCCGAAGCAACCCCGAUGCUAACGAAACAUAUUAAAGCUCGUAUUGCUUGGGCAGAGAAACAUUCCAAUGAUAACUGGGAAAAUACUGUUUUUUCUGAUGAAACUUUAGACUGUUUAGGAAUACCAUCCAGUAUUGGCACAGGGGAAAACGUCCAGUUAGAAGGAUUUCAAAAGAGACAAAAAAUUUCUGCCCGGGGCGCUUUUUGGCAGGAGAAACACGUUCCUGAAAUUAAGAAGGUGCUUUGUGAUCGUUGGAGUCCCAAUUUAAAUCAUCUAAAGAACCUGUGGGAAAUUAAGAUUAACGUUGAGAAGAGUCGCAAUGAAGGAAUGGGAUAA